Molecule: messenger RNA, 2760 nt
Organism: Paramecium pentaurelia
Lineage: Eukaryota; Ciliophora; Oligohymenophorea; Peniculida; Parameciidae
Source: the annotation of a GenBank genome assembly
AUGUUUCAUAGAUAGUAUAUAGAGUAGUCUCACAACCAAAGUUUUUAAGUUUUAGAAAGCAAAGAAUAUCGUUUCUUAGGAGACAAGUUAGUAUUAAGUGAGAACUCAGAUGAAGAGGAAAUUAAGGAAUAGAAGAAAGAAUUUAAAGUAUUAUAAAAGACGAGGAAAAAACUAAAUUGGAGGAAGAGUAUAGGAUUGUUAUUGGUUUAGAGAAGAUCAAGUGCAAUGUCUUAUGUGGACUUUAAUUGGGAGAAAUUUUAAUUGCGUUUAAGAGGAUUAUUGAAAAAGAUAAUUAAAGGAUGUACUAUAGAAAAACCUUAUAUUUUAAGUCCAGAUGGGUCAAUUAAAAUGAUGUGGGAUUUAUUAUGUCUUGGAUUAGUGAUGUAUGAGAUGAUUAGUAUUCCUUUAUAAAUAAGUUUUGAGAUUGAUGUGAGUGUUGAAUUUUCAAGAGUUUCAACAGGAAUAUUUGCAUUUGAUAUUUUAUUGAAUUUCAAUACUGGAAUUUUUGAAGAUGGAUUAUUAAAAAUGAAUAGGAAUGCAAUAAUAAAGGAUUAUGUUUAAUUUUGGUUUUGGGUUGAUUUUACAACUACAUUUCCAUAUGAUAUAAUAUUGGAUGAAUCAUCACAUUUCAUUUAAAGUGCAAAACUAUUAAGAUUAUUGAAAUUCUUAAGAUUUAUAAAAAUAUUAAAGUUAUUAAGAUUAGCUAAAUUGAAAAAGAUAAUGGAUAAAUUUAAUGAAAUAUUAUAAUUAAAUUCAAUCUUAGCAGCAAUAUUAACAUUUGGAAAAUUGUUUUUAUUUGUGUUAUUUUUUGCACAUCUUUUAGGAUGUAUAUUUCAUUUUACUGCAUAAUAAGAAGAUAAGAAUAAUUAAUGGUUGGGAGAUUUAUAUAAUGCAGAUUGGUAUAUAAGAUAUAUAAAUUCAUUAUAUUGGGGAGUAACAACAAUGACAACAGUUGGAUAUGGAGAUAUUAGUCCAUUAAAUCCAACUGAAAGAUUUUUAGGUAUAUUUUUAUUAUUAAUUGCUUGUGGUGGAUUUGCUUUUACAAUGAAUUCAAUAGGAUUUGCAUUAUAAAAAAUAAGUGAAAAGUCAAGUUAAACUAAAGAUAAAUUAAGUUAAGUAAAUAAAUAUAUGAAAAAAGCUAAGAUUCCUGAGACACUUUAAAAUAAAAUUAGAAAAUAUUUAGAAUAUGUUUGGGAUAGAAAUGGAGGAGUAGUUUUAUAAUAAAUAACAGGAGCUUUAUCAGUUGAUUUAUCAAAAGAAUUAUAAGAAUAAGUAAAUGGUAAAUUAUUUGGUUAUUUGGAUAUAUUUUGGUCAAAUCAUUCAUAUGAUUUCUUAGUAUUAUAAGUAAUGCCAAUAAUGAAAGAAAAAGUAUUUUGUCCUUAAGAAAUAAUAUUUGAUGAAUCUGAAUAAGAAUCAUAUGAUAUAUUUAUGAUAUAAUCUGGAGAAGUGGAUAUCUAUUUUCAAAAAACUAAUAUUACAGUUGAUAAGAAAGGAAAGAAUGAAUUUUUUGGUGAAAUUAGUUUUUAUUCUGCUCAUAAACGAACUGCAAGUGCUAAGAGUGUAGAUUUCUCUAAUAUUUUCAGAAUAAAUUCAAGUGAUUUUCUGAAAUUAGCAAGAUCUCAUAGUAAUGAUGUUCAAACUUACUUUAAAAUUAGACAUAAAAUAGUAUUUGAUAAAGAUUAUAGUGCCAUAAAUAUAAGAUGUUAUAUGUGUUAGAUGGAUGAUCAUAUUGCCAGAGAUUGCCCAUCAUUGCACUUCUAAGUGUAAAUUAGUUGAUUGAUAUUAGAUAGGCAUCACAUUAUUUAGCUUUCUUAUAAUAAGUAAAGCAUGUUUAAUAGUCUUCCUUUGUUAGAAAAGAUAGAUUGGAUUUCAAUGCUCGAUUUCAUAACAAUCUCAUUUCUCGUAUUUAAGGUAAAUUUAUUAAAACUGAAAAGAAAAUACAAUAUUAUUAAGAAAAUAAAUCACAUAUGUUGAUAAGUAUAGAAUAAUUAGAAGUCUAAAGUAUAAAAACUGAGGAAGAUGAUUAUAAUGCAAUCAAUUAAAUUAAUAGACUAGACAAUUUUGAUAGAAGAUUCAAAUAAUCAGUAAGAUUGAAACAUCGUAAAAAUGAUAAUAAAAAUGAAAAUAAUGGUCAUAAAACUGAAUUUAUUGGCCGUAAAAUUAGAAAUACAAAUAGAGUUACUACAAUAAUAAGACGUGAUCCUAUGGGAAAAUUAACUAUUUCAUGUGGAUCAGAGGAUGAUCAAAUUGAUAAAGUUGCUUUAGAGAGAAUUAAUAAAUAUUUAGAAGAUUUCCAUAAAAAAAUAUCAUUGUCACGUAAAAAAGAAUGGAAAGAAUUCUCUUCCAUUCCUAAUUUUGAAAAAUAUCAUGAAUAUCAUAUCUAUUAUCCAGAAAGCAAUAUUUCUAAAAUUAUACCUUAAUAUUAAAAAUAGAAAGCUAAAAUUAUGACAGAUGUAUCUUUAAAUUCUUAAACAUUUGGUGAAGAAGAACUCAUCUCUUAUGCUUAAUAUUAUUGUUAUGACUUAGAAGCUGUAGAUAUCUCUAAAUUCUUCAAUAAAACAUAAAAUAGAAAUAUGUUAAAUUAUGAAGAAUAAAGAAUCUCUAGGUUGGAUAGAAGAAUGAAAAAAAUGUAAAAUUACAUCCGUAAACCUGCCAGAGUAUUUAUAUUGAUCUUAAUCUUUCUAGAUUAAAACAGCUGUUUUAGUACUUAAAGCUGUUAAGAAAUUUUCUAAAAGUUUAAAAAAUAUCCCUGUUCUAUGA